UCCUCCAGAGAUGCUGCCUGAGCCCCAGAGUUACACCAGCACUCUGUGUCCAUCUUCUGUACUUAAUGGUUGUGCUUGUGAUUGUUCCAGAUGACCAGAUCCUCUCUGAGCUUGGACACGCCAAUGGGCUUUACAGCGGAGUGAGCGAAGUGGCCGGUCGGCAGUUACUGAACGGGGCUUUCACCGUGGAUGGCAGCGGGCAGCAGUACCACGACCUGAGGGCCAGCAGCCCCUACGGAAUCCCGCAGUCUCCCUCAUCCAUCGCGUCCGCACCCGCACACACCCCGCUCAUGAACAGCCUGGGCUACCUUGACAGUAACUUGGGAAUCUUAGCACAAGGAGGACAGGGGAUGGGCCAUGCCUUGAGGAUGAUGACUGGAGGUCCCACGUCUGAUAUAUCCACAGGUAGCAGUGCCGGCUACCCGGACUUCCCCACCAGUCCCGCCUCGUGGCUCGACGACAUGGACCGCUUUUAACGCACCGCGCCGUGCCGUUAGCCCGAGACAUGACGACGGAGAUGCCUGGACGGUGGCCAGUGGCUUCAAUGACUGCAGAACUUUACGGCAGGCCAGCCAUGUAUGUGUUUACAGCUUUGGUUCCCUCACCCUCUGGCAGUGAAUCCAACAUGAAUUCAGCACAGCAUUUCACUGGCCAAAACCACUUAGU
Messenger RNA from Leucoraja erinaceus (little skate), 666 nucleotides. Its product is annotated as LIM/homeobox protein Lhx4-like. The transcript has a single exon. The coding region runs from base 66 to 476 and encodes 136 amino acids. Lineage: Eukaryota; Metazoa; Chordata; Chondrichthyes; Rajiformes; Rajidae. The record is from RefSeq and is a predicted model, not a curated record.